AUGUCAUCGUGGCUCCGUCGAAUCGUUAGCCCUCUGAUCAAGCCAAAGAUAAUACCAAAAGCGUCUCAAGGGAAAGCAGCAGGUGAGCUCCCAUCGGGGACGAAUUCUGUGUCAACAGGGACCCAGUCGGAAACAAAAGAGUCUCAAGAUGUCGUAGAAAAAUAUGAGAAGCGUCUUUUAGCUGAAUUGGAGAAAAUGGCAAAGAAUUGCAGAAGACAAAACUACUUGGACAAUCUACAGCUCCUUAACGCUGGAAUCAGUACGCAGAAUAGGCGUGAGGAGAACUUCGAGAGGCUUUGGUCCAGAGCCAGAUCUAGAGUAGAUAGACGGCUUGCAAAGGUUAAGAAAAAGCACUCUAGUACACGGAACAGCCUCCCCACAGAUAAUUCGCCUCCCUCUAUCCGCCACGUAGACACACUCCUACUAAAUAAGAACCUCAGUGAUGGAGAGACUCUGGCGACGAGUGACCUGGACACUUUGAACGACUACAGCUGGGAAGGUAUUGAAUGCGCCGCCGACACUAAUUCCAGACCCAUAAGCAGAGCUCGAAAGAAGGCAAAAAGAAACAAUAAAGCAGUGUCCAAUUUGAAGCCGAGGCGUUUGGGAGAGUAG
Molecule: messenger RNA, 612 nt
Organism: Hydatigera taeniaeformis
Lineage: Eukaryota; Metazoa; Platyhelminthes; Cestoda; Cyclophyllidea; Taeniidae
Source: the annotation of a GenBank genome assembly